AUGUCCAGAUCAGGUGUUGCCGUUGCCGAUGAAUCCAUACAAGCCUUCAAUGACUUGAAGCUAGGUAUGAAGUACAAGUUCGUCUUGUUCAGUUUGAAUGAUGCUAAGACCGAAAUUGUUGUCAAGGAAACCUCCUCUGACCCAUCUUACGAUGCUUUCUUGGAGAAACUACCAGAAAACGACUGUCUAUACGCCGUCUACGAUUUCGAAUACCAAAUCUCUGAAAGUGAAGGUAAGAGAUCAAAGAUUGUUUUCUUCACUUGGUCCCCAGACACUGCUUCUGUGAGACCAAAGAUGGUGUACGCCUCAUCCAAGGAUGCUUUGAAGAGAGCCUUGAACGGUGUUGCUAUUGAGAUUCAAGGUACUGAUUUCUCCGAAGUUUCUUAUGAAGCUGUUCUAGAGAAGGUUAGCAGAGGUGCUGGUUCUCACUAA
Nakaseomyces glabratus is the source of this 432-nucleotide messenger RNA. RefSeq names its product cofilin (gene COF1). Lineage: Eukaryota; Fungi; Ascomycota; Saccharomycetes; Saccharomycetales; Saccharomycetaceae. Gene Ontology annotation, molecular function: actin filament binding. Gene Ontology annotation, biological process: actin filament severing; actin filament depolymerization. Gene Ontology annotation, cellular component: actin cytoskeleton; cytoplasm; actin cortical patch. The record is from RefSeq and is a predicted model, not a curated record.